This is a messenger RNA of Ambispora leptoticha, 627 nucleotides long. The record is from the annotation of a GenBank genome assembly. NCBI's taxonomy places the organism in Eukaryota, Fungi, Glomeromycota, Glomeromycetes, Archaeosporales, Ambisporaceae.
AUGUCACUUAAAUUGGGUGGGACGUACGGCGAAAUAUUAGAUAUUGUUGCCCACGGGAAUCUUCGAAUGCGUGGGCAGGCUUUUGUCGUGUUCAAAGACCAAGAAAGUGCAGCACAAGCAAUAAAGGAGGUUAACGGGUUUAUACUUAAAGAAAAGGCAAUGCUUAUACAAUAUGCAAGAUCAAAAUCGGAUGCUAUCGCUAUAUCCGACGGCACCAUCGAAGAACAUAAACGACAAAGAUUAGAAGCAAAAGAGAAGCGCGCCAAAGAACCACCUCAAAAACGGUUCAAAACAACUCAUUCAGGAGGCUUUCAGGCAGGAGGACCAUCAGGUGCCGCAGGCGGAUCGGGAGGUGGAGGCGGAGGAGCAGCUAGCAGUAAUAUCGCGGACGAGUUUCUCCCACCGAAUAAGAUUCUGUUCUUGCAGAAUUUACCGGAAGAUAUUACUGAAGCAAUGCUUACUGCUUUAUUCCAACAAUAUCCCGGAUUCAAAGAAGUUCGUACCGUUCCUGUAAAGAAAGAAAUCGCGUUCGUAGAGUACGAAAACGAAACACAGGCAAUGAUCGCUAAAGAGGCCUUAUCCAAUUAUUCAAAUCAUAAAAUUAAAAUCACAUUUGCAAGGAAAUAA